GUGGGAGGCCGGCCGAGUCCGAGACAAAGCCCGGCUCGCGCUUCCUGCUCCUGCUUUCCACCCACUUCCACCGCGCGUUCCUCUGGCCGCCGCCGCCGCCGCCGCCGCCUGCUCUCCCUGGGGGCUCCCCCGCAGCUCCGAGAGGAGGAGUUCAGUGGAGCUUUCCCAGAGAAAACGUCAACUUCAACCAUGGAAGCCCAGUGCCUCGAGAGAGGGAGUUUUUUUAAGCUAAUUGACACAAUUGCUUCAGAAAUCGGAGAACUGAAACAAGAAAUGGUACACACAGAUCUGGUGCUUGAAGAUGGACCCACCAGUUUACAAAGCCUAGAGAAAGAUAUGGGUGAUGUAUGUCCGGAUCAAAAAGGUUUUAAAAAUAUCAUACGAGAUUCUGGAUAUGACAGCCUUCCCAAUAAGCUCAGCAUACUAGAUAAACUUCUUCAUACGCACCCUGUCUGGUUACAGCUUGGCUUGAAUGAUGCUGAAGCAAUGGAUGUUCUACAGUCCCAACCUCCUGGAACAUUCCUUGUUAGGAAAUCCACAAGAAUGCAGAAGAAAGUCUUAUCUCUACGUCUACCAAUUGACUUUGGAUUGUGCCUUAAAGAGUUUGCAAUAAAAGAGAGCACAUAUACCUUUUCCUUGGAAGGCUCUGGAAUAAGUUUUGCUGAUUUAUUCAGGCUCAUUGCUUUCUACUGUAUUAGCAGGGAUGUCUUGCCAUUCACCUUGAAGUUGCCUCAUGCUAUUGCAACAGCAACAACAGAGGCUGAACUUGAAGAGGUGGCACAGCUGGGACUGAAUUUUUGGAGCUCUCCAGCUAACAACAGACUGCAAAAUCCCUCACCCCUCCAGAAGCCUCUGCCUUCAGACAGCCUUUGUAAAAGCUCCCAGCAGCUCUGCCUCAUAAAUGGAGUUCAUUCUAUAAGAACCAGAACGCCUUCAGAACUGGAAUGCAGCCAGACCAACGGAGCCUUGUGUUUUAUUAAUCCUCUCUUCUUGAAAGUGCAUAGCCAGGAUGUCGGUGGAAAUCUGAAAAGGCAGUGCCCAAGAACUCAAGAUGCGAAUGGCCCAGAGAGUUCUCGUUCCCCCCCACCCAGGCCACCCCCACCUUCUAUUCAUAGCCUCCUUGCGAGCCCUCAGCUGUCGAGGACUAUAAACCAGACCAGUCUGCCAGAAACUGUCGACCACAGCAAACACUGGAACUUGGAUGUGCUGCAGAAGAGGCCAACCCCUAUCCCACCGCCUCGCCUGAAGAAGAAGGCACUCUCUUUACAAGCUGAGAGCAACGCAAAGAGCUCAGCAGUAAUUGGACCAGGCCAUAAUUCGGUGCAUGGCUCAGAAACUGCUAGCAUUCCAGGUGGAGCCCCGCCUCAGCAAAACACAGCACAAAGCAAAAAGAGCUUAACUAGACACUCUGACUCACAAGUGCAGUGGAAUGGAGGCAGGCAGAGACUAAGCGACAUGAGCCUGUCCACAUCCUCCUCUGACUCGCUGGAUUUUGAUCGGAGCAUGCCACUCUUUGCUUACGAUGGGGAUACGAACAGCAGCCUGGAAGAGUAUGAGGGGGAAAGUGACCAGGAAAGCAUGGCACCCCCCUUGAAACCCAAGAAGAAAAGGACCAGUUCAUUUGUGCUCCCCAAAAUUGUUAAAUCCCAGCUGCGGAAAAUGAGUGGUGUUUUCAGUUCCUUCAUGACCCCAGAGAAGAGGAUGAUCAAGAGAAUAGCAGAAAUGUCUCGAGACAAGCGCACCUAUUUUGGUUGCCUGGUUCAGGACUACGUCAGCUUCCUACAGGAGAACAAGGAGUGCCAUGUUUCCAGCACAGACAUGCUUCAAACUAUUCGGCAGUUUAUGACCCAAGUCAAGAGCUACUUGUCUCAGAGCUCUGAACUGGAUCCUCCCAUUGAAUCUCUGAUUCCGGAAGACCAAAUAGAUGUGGUGUUAGAGAAGGCCAUGCAUAAAUGCAUCCUGAAGCCUCUCAAGGGCCAUGUUGAGGUGAUGUUGAAAGAGUUCCAUACGGCUGACGGCUCCUGGAAGCAGUUGAAAGAAAACCUUCAACUUGUCCGACAGAGAAAUCCUCAGGAGUUGGGGGUGUUUGUCCCAACACCAGACUUUGUAGAUGUUGAAAAGAUUAAAGUUAAGUUCAUGACCAUGCAGAAAAUGUACUCCCCUGAAAAAAAAGUCAUGCUGCUACUUCGAGUGUGCAAGCUGAUUUACACUGUGAUGGAAAACAAUUCAGGAAGGAUGUAUGGUGCUGAUGACUUUUUGCCAGUGCUGACCUACGUUGUGGCUCAGUGUGACAUGCUGGAGUUAGAUGCUGAAAUUGAGUACAUGAUGGAGCUGCUGGACCCGUCCUUGCUGCAUGGAGAAGGGGGCUACUACUUGACAAGUGCAUAUGGAGCACUUUCUUUAAUUAAGAAUUUCCAAGAAGAGCAAGCAGCCAGAUUAUUGUGUUCAGAAGCUCGGAAUACCCUCCGGCAAUGGCAUAAGCGAAGGACAACAAACAGAACAAUCCCAUCUGUUGAUGAUUUUCAGAACUAUCUACGGGUUGCAUUCCAGGAAGUAAACAGUGGCUGCACAGGAAAAACCUUGCUAGUGAGACCUUAUAUUACUACAGAGGAUGUAUGUCGACUCUGUGCUGAAAAAUUUAAAGUGGACAAUCCCGAUGACUAUAGUCUAUUCCUUUUUAUUGAUGACACCUGGCAGCAGCUGACAGAAGACACCUAUCCUCAAAAAAUCAAAGCUGAACUGCACAGUCGGCCGCAGCCACAGGUCUUCCAUUUUGUUUAUAAGCGCAUCGAUAAUGAUCCAUAUGGGGCCAUUUUCCAGAAUGAUAACAGUGACCAUACUUCAUAAAGCUGGGGCUUCACUGAAAACCUCCUUUACCUGCUGACUGAGGCACUUUCGAAAUUAAGCGGUUUGCAGGGCUUUAAACUGAAUGCCUAGUAAGAACAAGAACAACUGCCAUCAAUGACCGUAAAUAAUGUGCAUAUAAUAACCAAUCGGGCCAGUUCUAUAGUAUGGACAACAGCAGUCUCACAGUGUACAACCACUGGAGCUGAACUUCAUGGAUCACUGACCUUCACAAAUAUACUGCACUAUGUCCAUCUGUAGAUCUGUAUUGGAUUUUAUUCCUAUCCUUAGUUCAAGCACUAUUUUCACUUAAAUAUACAGAUGGCCAGACAUUUUGUAAACUAGAUGGUAGGCUGUCCAUUUCAGCAGCGUACAUACUGUCCGAUGCAGAGCAUCAGUAAACUCUGUUAUAUGGAUGACAACAGCCUUCUCUAAAAUAGUUGUUUUAUUAUUAUUAUUUUACUGAAGGCAACAUGUUUUAUAUAUUUCUUUAAAAAAUAUAGCAGUUGCAGGUAAACUGUCAUGGUUGGUUCUUAAGCUAUUUUUUUAAACUAUAAAAUAUUCUAUAAUUAUGCAUGUGAUUUUUUUAACAUUUAAUAUACAAACCAAAUAAAUCUCUUGCUGGUUUUAGAGUACUACAUUGAACAUUUCUGUAAGGAUUUUUUUUUGCCUUUUUCUACCCUGAUUUAAGGGUUUUUAAAGUAUCAAAGUUCAUUUUUGUACAGAAACAUUGAUAUGAUUCUAUAAGCAAUUUGUAUUUUUCAUGUACAAACUUAUGUAUCACUUUCUGAAUUAUUGUUUAUAUACUGCUAUUUUGAAUAGAGAGAUAAAUUAGAGAGAUGAGGAAUGUGAAAGAGAUGGACAUAGAGACCAAGGUAGUGAGAGGACUUACAGAACCGGAUUUGCAAAUAAAAUGUUUUAGGGGGUCUGUUCAAGACUACUUAAAAAGUUUAGUUGCUCUUUAAUACACAUUAACCAGCAGUGUUGUGCAUAGAGCUGAAGUUAAGGAAUGAGGAUAGCUGAAAGAUGUGGGUGGGGUUUCUCCAGUAGUUCAGUGAAUGUUUGUGGAAUACUGAUUCUACUUCUUGAUGGACAUUGCUAAGGAUAGAAUUGUGAAGAUAUGCCUAGUCUGCUGGUUCAGGCUACUUGUAUAACAUGGGUGAAGGAGGUUGUGAAAGAGUUGAUUUUAAAGUUUAAAAUAUUGUAGGUGUUUAAUUACUGAUUUGACAUCUGUUGUGUUAAAAACAGCAGGAAAAUGAGUUGACUCAUUUAAUGAUUUUAUACACACAGAGGCAGGCAACAUCAAACACAUUUGAUUGUGGCUGAAAAGGUCAAAGUUGUUUACAAUAGGUAUUGAGAUACAAACUAUAGGUUUCUCUCUAUCGGAAGAUAACAGAAAACCAGAAUCUUGGGCCUAGUCUAUCCGUGCACCUGAAUGAGGGGGUAGAGUAGAGUGUACUACUUCAGGUUAUAUGUGUGUGAUGGUAGUGGUAAUGUCACAAUUUUUGGAAGCCCACCUACAAAGAUAUAUACCCUACCUGCAAGUGGAAAACUAGUCUAGCUUCCUCCCUCCUGAGCUAGGGUGUUGCUGUUUUUACUUGCAUUUUUUUACAUGGAGAAGAUUCAAGAAUUGUAUCUCCCACCUGAAGUGGUGCAAUUAUUCAAGUUACCUCAAAGACCUCAUUCAUUUGCUUGUGUAGACUAGGCCUUAGGCUGCACUUUUAACUGUAGUAAUUGGGAGUAAAGCACCACUUAAUUCAGUGGAUCUGACCUUGUAAUAAAGAUGCGUAGUAUUGGACUGUUAGAAAUGGAAAGAUAAUAUGAAAUUCAAUGUGCCAGUUAAAAGUGCUGUGCUAUACACAGCACAAGUUUGUGUUUUGAGAAUCUGGCCUCUUCAGAAUGCAUAGAAUCAUAGAGCUGAAACAUGGUCAACUUCCAAAUGCAUUGGAGACCUUUCUUUCCUAUGCUGAUCUCUUAUACCCUGAUUGUGGUUCCGAAUGAACUACCCAAAAAGCAAACCAGAUCCCCCAACCUUCUAUGCCUAGUUGUCGCAGUCUCUGCAACUGUGAGGAAAAAUAGGGGAAAUGCCUGAUCUUGCACUGGGGUGGGGGAUUUUUCCUGUCCUCAAUAGGGUCACAACAGAACAAUUUAAAUCCUCCAUUAGGUACAACAAUCAAUCUGGGAAAGUGUAUAAUAAUUAUCUUUGUAGAAUAAACAUUAAGGCUUAAAAUUAGCAUCAACAAAUCCAGAUAAUAGAUUAUUUAAAACCAGUGCGUAAUAAUAAGUCCCUUAGUGGUAAGUCCCUUAUCAACAUCCAAAAUUUUCAAGAAUCAGGACUAGUGACAAGGGUAGGCAUGACCUGGUACUGCCAAGGGCCCACAGACAAAAGCCCUUUGGAGUUGCUCUUUUUCACCAUUGCAGUCUGCUUGUUCAUCUGCCUCUCACUGUGGCCCAGACAAUGGUAGUAAUGGCAAAGAGGAGCAGUGGAUGCCACGGUGCACUUGCUCUCUGCGUCUGCCUGUUAAGCAAGCAAGUGGUAGUAAUGAUGAGGCGCAAUAGCAGCUGCUGACAAUAAUGGUGAGAAGUUAGACUCGCUUAGAGAAGGGGAUUAUUUAGGGUGUCUUGCCCAAGGCUCUCAAAAAUCUGGAGCUGGCACUGAUAGUUGGGAUGUUUGUCAAACCAUGUAGCUGCUCUUCUGUGCUAAAUUCUUAAUCACUGUACCUUAAUACUCAAGGGUUAUAAAAAGAAUGUUGGCAUCUGGCUCUACAAGUGUGUUCUGUAUGUAAAGAUCUGUAUGUUUUAUGUUGAUUUGCUACAUUGACAUGUAUAUAUAUUGUAUUUCAUUUUGUAAAUGAUAAAGCAGUAGUUUUGCACAUGA
Molecule: messenger RNA, 5722 nt
Organism: Elgaria multicarinata webbii
Lineage: Eukaryota; Metazoa; Chordata; Lepidosauria; Squamata; Anguidae
Gene: RIN2
Product: Ras and Rab interactor 2
Exons: 12
Coding region: 190-2847 (885 amino acids)
Biological process (GO): signal transduction; vesicle-mediated transport
Cellular component (GO): endocytic vesicle; cytosol
Molecular function (GO): guanyl-nucleotide exchange factor activity; small GTPase binding
Source: RefSeq, a predicted model, not a curated record